This is a messenger RNA of Alnus glutinosa, 680 nucleotides long. RefSeq names its product 14 kDa proline-rich protein DC2.15-like. The record is from RefSeq and is a predicted model, not a curated record. The transcript has a single exon. NCBI's taxonomy places the organism in Eukaryota, Viridiplantae, Streptophyta, Magnoliopsida, Fagales, Betulaceae. Bases 73 to 462 code for a protein of 129 amino acids.
AUGCUAUUCUCUGCACCAUUGCAAACAGAAUCACUAAAUAUUAAUAUUAUCAGUUACAGCGAAGUUUGAGAGAUGGAUUGUAAGAGAUCUUUGUCAGCUUCUCUAUUCAUCUCAAUCAACCUUCUCUUCUUUUCCCUCGGAAGCGGUUGCUACACUUGUCCCAAGCCAAACCCUAACCCAAGCCCCACCACUCCUGCCAGGCUGAGUUGCCCGAGAGACGCCCUAAAGCUGGGGGUUUGUGCAAAUUUGCUUAAUGGAGCCGUUGGCGCUGUCGUUGGGACCCCUCCAGACAUCCCGUGCUGCUCAUUACUCCAAGGGCUUGUCGAUCUUGAAGUUGCUGUCUGUCUUUGCACUGCCAUUAAAGCAAACAUUCUUGGCAUCAACCUUAACAUCCCCAUUUCACUGAGCUUGCUCAUCAAUACUUGUGGGAAGAAUGUCCCCUCUGACUUCCAAUGUGCCUAGUCAGGCACUUCUUUAUAAGAUCCAUCAGUGUUGCAACAAUAGUAGUACGUACUACUGGGAUUUGUCUUUUUUUUUUUUUUUGUUAAGUCGUUUUCUAGCAAGUGUUCAAUAACACUGACCUUAAGAUUACAACUCUGAUUGUAACAGUGGUCUUGCACUGAUUCUUAUUCUGUAGUUGCAAUUAUAUAUAUGUGAUUUCUACUUUUUGAAAAUGGUCA